GUAGGAGGAGGGUUCUGUAUGAGGCUUCUGGGGAAGUGGACUCAGUCGGGUUUCGUCUGGCUCUCACGCCGACGGUUUGCGGCGCUUACGCGGCCAUUCUGGCGCAGACAACUUUGCGCCCCAAUUUCCCCUCCUCCCCCCUCUGUGUGCGCGACUCUUCCACGUCUGGGUGAUGCGCACUGGGAAUAGAUCCACACUUCCUCCCAGCCUCUUCCGCAUAUUGGAUUUCCAUGCAGGCAGAGGCUAACCAGUGAGCUUUCUGGGAAAGGACGUCAACGUUUUUGGAGACUUUUACAACCUGCUCAUACGUGGGAUUUAGGCGUUGAGUGGGUUCGGUUUCGAUGCAGCCCACUUUUGGACGAGGCCGUGCAAAGCAGUGCACACACGGAUACACGAUGCAUUUGAUUUAAGAGCCAAUCUGAUCUAGUCCAAAGUGCCAAAUUAAGCCCAGAUGGCGAACGAGUGUAACCGUACCAUUGUGGAGAAUUACAUCUGCCAUAAACUCUCCAAACGCGGCUACGAGUGGGGGUUCGGUGCCGCUUCGAAUGAAGAUGCUGCUUAUAACGGGCCACUAGUUGCCCCCUCGCCGACUUUGGUGCACCGGUGCCGCGAAGCCAGCGACGGGCCCGACGGCGACGGCACCCCGCGCCUGUGCAAGCGAAGCCCCGGCUCUGAGCCCGACCAGCUCGCCGCCAUCCACAGGGUCCUACGCGAGGCCGGGGACGAACUUGAGAGACUUUAUCAGCCGGACUUCACCGAAAUGUCGCGGCAGCUCUAUCUGUCCUCCACUACGGCCCAGAGGAGGUUCGCCGAGGUGAUCGACGAACUGUUCCGGGACGGCGUCAACUGGGGCCGGAUCAUCGCCUUCUUCGAGUUCGGCGGUACGGUGUGCGUGGAGUGCGCCACCAAGGAGGAGAUGACGUCGCAGGUGGACAACAUCGCCGAGUGGAUGACGGAGUAUUUAAAUGGACCCCUCAACAGCUGGAUACAAGACAACGGGGGCUGGGAUGCCUUUGUGGAGCUGUAUGACCGCCAGAGGGACUCAGUGUUCAGCUGUUCUUGGCCCUCCAUCAAGACCGUCUUCGGCCUAGCCGCUCUGGGUGCGGCAAGCCUCACCAUCGGCGCGUACCUGACGCAGAAGUGAUGCAUCCCUUUUUAGCUUGCAUUUUUCCCCCCCCACUUUGCUUUAAAUGCUCCUCGUCCUUCAUUCAGACCACGCCUCUCCAUCCCUAAAACAAAGAAACAAGGAGAACAAGGCCACCUGCUUGUUUCCUUGUUGUAGCAUGAACAUGAACCUUCCUAGUGUUAGCAUAGACUGUAGUUGCAUGUGUCUUACGGGAGCAGACAUGAUGGUCCCUCCCACCUCCACAGGAGAAGAAGCGAAGCGGCUUGUCCCUGCUUGUUAGGCUGGAGGACCCCGUUUGAACUGUUGACUCCGGUUACCGUCCCUCUGUAACCCCCCCCCAUCCAUCCCUACCGCCAUCCAUCAAAGGACUUCCUGUGAAGAACAGCUGCUCCGAAUGAAUAAUGAACCAGCAUGGUGUGUGUUUGUGUGUGUGUACGUGUGUGUUUGACAGUACACUGUAUGGACUAAAAUAUUGGGACACCUGGCUAUCACAUAUCACGUCAAAAUACAGAAGAACCUCAAAGAUGCCAAACACUAUCCCCAUAGAGAAGGAUGAUACAAUACAUCAAAUACAUCAAUACAUAAAAUAAAACUAAAUCAAACUAAAAUAAAUAAAAAUGACUCACCUUUUGGUGACACUUGAUGGAGGUGUAGUGUUGAAUAAAGGAAGAAAUGUCCAACUGUAAAAAACAAAAUAGUUCACCGCUGAAAAAUGAAAACCGUAUUAAAAUGAAACAAAAACAGUAAAAGUACUCACCCUUUGUUGAUGCAUGAUGGCGCUCACACUGCAACAUUCCUAGCUUUCAGACUCGUGGAAAAAGAAGCAAAACACGGAAAUGUACGCAUUGGUGACAAACACGCUUUGAUAUAAAUAGCAGUGUAUGUCUGGGUAUUUCUGGGACUUUGGUAUUUACCAUUACAUUCUUGAGAUAUUGUUGCCAUAUUGUACUGAACGGCCAGGACAGUCCGUCGCAAUCAUUUGAGUGUAUUCUUCUUCUUCUUCUUUCUCUUUGGGCUUUUCCCUUCAGGGUUCGCCACAGCAAAUCAAUUUGCUCCAUCCAACCAUGUCUUCUGCAUCUGUCUCUCUAACACCAACUACCCUCAUGUCCUCCUUCACUACAUCCAUAAACCUCCUCUUUGGUCUUCUUCUACGCCUCCUACCUGGCAGCAUCCUUCUACCAAUAUAUUCACUCUCUCUCUUCUGGACCCAACCAUCUCCUCUGCCUCUAACAUGUAAUGUCUCUCUGAUGUACUUCUUCCUGAUCCUAUCCAUCCUGGUCACUCCCAAAGAGAAUAACCUCAGCAUCCUCAUUUCUAUCUCAUUUGAGUGUAUUCUUCACAAAUUUGUUGUGCUUUGGAGGUUCCACUGUAGACGAUUAUAAAUUAGGAUAUAAGCGGUAAGGUCACUGUUGUGAUGAUCUCAUGGGUCAUCAACACGAUUCUAGCAUUUAUGGACCGUGCUUGGCUUUGUCUUAAUUCAGGCGUCCCAACUUGUGAUAAAGAGGUGUGUCUUAAUGCUUUUGUCCAUACAGUGUACUACCUGAACGAUGACAAAGACGGUAAACGAGAGAGCGUUAGAAGUAAGUUGAAUAGAGCACAAUGGGGCAUCUCAAGUAGGGAAUUGAACCUUAAAAAGAUGCAUUCCUGGUCAACAUUUAGCAUCCAAUGUUUUGAUUUUCUGGUAUGUGUGUGUUGUCCACCCGUUUGCACCAACUGCCUCACCAAUAACCUCGCUCACUGAGAUCAGGAACGUCACAGAAGCAGUUGAGUUCAAAUUACAAAAAAAAAAAUAUUUUUUUUUAAUUAAAAAAAAGUGUUUCCGGUGCGCCGGAACCUGAGAAGAAGUCCAUCCGCUCCAUUUAUCGAUUUAAUCUUGUUUUAUUGAUGUUUGUCUUGUGUUACAGUCUGACCCAAAAACUGGAAGUGAUUUUUUUGUACAUUUUCUCGUUGUUAACAAAACCUUUGCAUGAGCGAAAGACACUGAUCUUUAACCGAUAUUUAUACAUCAGCAUAGCAUAGGAGAUGAUACGGAAAGAAGAAGAAAAAAAAAAACAUGGACGUAUUUAUUGAGAGGUACCAGUCUGUUUUUGUUUCUAUGGAAUAACACUGUAACAAUAUCAUUUCUGGCUGCUAUUAUAACAAGAAAAACACAAUGUUUUGAAAAGCGUGCUGUCAAUAUUGGCUUGAGGCUGCUAUUCAUUUAAACUGCCACAGUCUAGUCCUAGAUAGCUGCAAACCAAAGUCUUUUUUUUUUCAUGUAAAUCAUGAAAAGUAGCCUAAAAGAGAAAAAGAUGUCGCUUCACUUUGUCUAUGAUAUUACUGUACAUUAAUAUAAUCAGCUUUGUGCUCCUCUGUGCUGUAACUUGUCCAUCAUCUCCUGCUGUGUGUGUAUAUAUGUGUGUGUGAGUGUGAGAGUGUGUGUGUGUGUGCGGUCAGGCACAAUGCAAAAAGCAAGCCACAGCUAAAACAGCAAUACUGAUUUUUUUUUUUUUAAUGAUUUCGAUAUAUUCCUUGUGCAUAUAAAGAAGAAUGUAGGCACUAUGGUUGCUGUACUGUUUUACACCUAUAAUCACAAACCUGUAGCACUUAAAGAGAGGAAAAAAAAUAAGUGAAAUGUCUUUUUUUUUGUUGUUUACUGCUAUAAUCCACGAUAAGCUAGGCCGGGAUCGCAUUGUUCCUAAUAAAACACAUUUGUCAAGUGGC
Doryrhamphus excisus (bluestripe pipefish) is the source of this 3829-nucleotide messenger RNA. RefSeq names its product BCL2 apoptosis regulator b (gene bcl2b). Gene Ontology annotation, molecular function: BH domain binding. Lineage: Eukaryota; Metazoa; Chordata; Actinopteri; Syngnathiformes; Syngnathidae. Gene Ontology annotation, biological process: regulation of apoptotic process; intrinsic apoptotic signaling pathway in response to DNA damage; release of cytochrome c from mitochondria. The record is from RefSeq and is a predicted model, not a curated record. Gene Ontology annotation, cellular component: mitochondrial outer membrane.